GUUUUAGAGAGAGAGAGAGAGAGAGAGAGAGAGAGAGAGAGAGACUUUCUUUAUAGCUAUGGAGAAAGAUAGAGAGAGCGAAGUUUACUGUGCCAGACUUGCUGAGCAAGCCGAGAGAUACGACGAGAUGAUUGAAGUAAUGAAAAAGGUUGCUAAGUUGGAUGUGGAAUUGACCGUGGAAGAGCGAAAUUUGUUGUCUGUUGGGUAUAAGAAUAUGAUUGGGGCAAGAAGGGCGUCAUGGCGGAUAUUGUCUUCCAUUGAACAGAAGGAGGAAGCAAAGGGAAAUGAGGAGAAUGUGAAGCGAAUAAAGGAGUAUAUGCAGAGAGUUGAAGAUGAGAUUGCAACAAUUUGCAAUGACAUGUUAUCAGUCAUUGAUUAUCACCUCCUUCCUUCUUCAACAACAGGGGAAUCUACUGUAUUUUACCAUAAGAUGAAAGGAGAUUACUAUCGAUAUUUAGCUGAAUUUAAAGAGGGCAAUGAUCGUACAGAAGCUGCUGAUCAGUCUCUUAAAGCCUAUGAGGCUGCCAGUAGUAAAGCGGCCUCUGAGUUGCCACCAACUCAUCCAAUAAGACUUGGACUGGCUCUGAACUACUCCGUAUUUUACUAUGAAAUUCUUAAAUCCUCUGAGAGGGCAUGUGAUCUUGCUAAGCAGGCAUUCGAUGAUGCGGUUGCGGAGCUCGACGGUCUUGAUCAAGAAUCCUACAAGGACAGCACUCUCAUAAUGCAGCUUCUCAGGGAUAAUCUCACAUUGUGGAACUCAGAUCUGCCAGAGGGAGGAGGUGGGCACGCUAAAGUUGAUCAAUCCAAGCUAGAGAUAUAGCCAUGGGGUGAUAAGCAACAAUUUGAGACUGGCUUUGUCCAUGAAGCAAUGUUGGAUAUCAUGUUUGUAACAAAGAUACCAACUAAGAGUUUGUAUUUCAUGUCAAAAAAUAAUAGAAUCCAAACAUUUGUGAUGCUGGUGGAUUGCUGUGGUCCCAUAUAGUUAACCUCAUAUAAGCUGUUUGUGACUUUGAUCUAAUACACCUGUAUUCUUGCCAUCAUGCUUGAAAUCUGGUUUUCUUUCCAUAUACGACCAACACCUAUAGCUUGUCAGGCCGGUUCAUUUGCUUCAUCAUGCUCAUGAAAUUGUGCCUAUAAAUCUAGAUGAUCAAGGGUCUUGACACUUCGAACCUGAUAA
Argentina anserina (silverweed cinquefoil) is the source of this 1177-nucleotide messenger RNA. Its product is annotated as 14-3-3 protein 7-like. The record is from RefSeq and is a predicted model, not a curated record. The transcript is spliced from 8 exons. NCBI's taxonomy places the organism in Eukaryota, Viridiplantae, Streptophyta, Magnoliopsida, Rosales, Rosaceae. Bases 59 to 820 code for a protein of 253 amino acids. Gene Ontology annotation, cellular component: cytoplasm. Gene Ontology annotation, biological process: signal transduction; intracellular protein localization.